Messenger RNA from Panonychus citri (citrus red mite), 2211 nucleotides. RefSeq names its product dihydropyrimidinase-like. Gene Ontology annotation, cellular component: cytosol; cytoplasm. Gene Ontology annotation, biological process: pyrimidine nucleobase catabolic process. NCBI's taxonomy places the organism in Eukaryota, Metazoa, Arthropoda, Arachnida, Trombidiformes, Tetranychidae. Gene Ontology annotation, molecular function: dihydropyrimidinase activity. The record is from RefSeq and is a predicted model, not a curated record.
UUUUUUUUUGCCUCUCUCUCAAUUUGAGACUCUCAAUGAGUUAGAAGAACUCUUUGGGUGUGAGAAGAUCUAAUCAGUUUUUAUUCGUAACCUGAUUGUUGUAGUUGUACAAUGAAUUCCUCUUCUCAAAAUCGUAUUGUCAUCAGGCAGGGAAAAUGUGUUAACGCUGAUUCCAUUUUCGAUGCUGAUAUUUUCAUUGAAGAUGGUUUGAUUAAGCAAAUUGGAACUAAUCUCAUUGUUCCUGGUGGAUGUCGGGUUAUCGAUGCUAAGGGUCACUUUGUUAUUCCUGGUGGUAUUGAUCCACAUACCCAUUUGGAGGGUAGUUUCAUGGGCGCUCAGUCAAUGGAUGAUUUAUGCUGGAACUCGGCUGCCCUUGCCGGUGGAACUACUUGUAUUUUUGACACUCCCCUUGAUACUAAUCUUUCGCCUACCCAAUUGUUUGAAAAGUAUCGUUCGAUUGCUGAUAGUAAAUCUUGUUGUGAUUAUGGUCUUCAUUUGGCAAUCACUAAAUGGAAAGAUGGUUCAACUGAUAAAGAAUUGGAAACUCUGGUUCGACAGAAAGGUGUCAAUUGUUUCAAGGCUUUUAUGGCUUAUAAAGAUACCCUUAUGUUGGAAGAUCAUGAAUUAAUUAAACUUUUUGACUGUUGUAAGAAAAUUGGAGCCGUUCCCAAAGUUCAUGCUGAAAAUGGUCAUCUAAUUGAUUUUCUUGCUAAAAAGCUUCUUCAAAUGGGUGUCAAUGGACCUGAAGGUCAUCUUCAAUCUCGCCCUGAAGAUCUUGAAGCUGAAGCUGUUCAUCGGGCAUCCGUUUUAGCUCAUCAUGUUCAAUGUCCUCUUUACAUUGUUCAUGUAAUGAGUAAAUCGGCAGCUGAAGAAGUUAAUCGAGCGCGAUCUCGUGGUGUACUUGUCAUUGGUGAAACUCUUGCCUCGGCCAUUGGUACUGAUGGAAUCCAUUACUACAAUCGAUGUUGGCAACAUGCUGCCGGUCAUGUAAUGUCACCACCUCUACGACCAGACCGAACCACUCCCGAAGGAUUAGUUAACGCUCUUGCUGCCGGAGUUCUUGAUGUUGUUGGAUCAGAUCACAUUGUCUUCUGCACAACAAAGGCAAUGGGUAAAGAUAAUUUUACUAAGAUUCCCAAUGGUGUCAAUGGAAUUGAGGAGCGAUUAAUGGUUGUUUGGGAGAAAGGAGUUCGAACCGGUAAAAUGGAUCCAACUCGAUUUGUUGCCGUAACAAGUGCAAAUGCAGCUAAAAUUUUCAAUAUUUAUCCACGAAAGGGUAGAAUCGCUGUUGGUUCGGAUGCUGAUAUUGUUAUUUGGGGUAAAAAGCCACGAGUCAUCAAAGCAGAAACUCAUCAAUCACGAGUGGACUUUAACGUGUUUGAAGGUUUACAGGUUGAAUUUGGCCCAAUUGUGGUCAUCUCACAAGGUGUGGUAGCUCUUGAUGAAGAUGGAUCGAUUCAUGUUUCGCAAGGAAAGGGACGAUAUGUUGAAUGUCCACUCCCCACAAUACUUUAUGAAAGAAUGCGUAACCGAGAGCGUAAUAUGGGACCAGUUAAGGUUGACCGAUCUGAGCGACCUGAAACCCUUAGACCAGCCGGUCAAGCAAACGUAUCCAAUAGCAGCAAUUUAACCAGUAACAAUGGAGCAACAGCAAACCCCAGCAGCAUAAAACUUAAUCCAAUCAGCAUCGAGCCACCGGUCAUCUCAACCAAAUCGAAUGACUUUGAAACCAUUCCCACAACCGGACCUCCUUCACCUGCCCUAUCAACCGCAAGCUCUGGAGCUUCAGGCAUGAAUUUCCAUUCGUCUAGAACUCGAAGUGGAGUUCGCAAUCAACAAGAUUCAAGUUUCAAGUUCACGGGUGAACAAUUUGAUGACUCAGCUAAAAGAACAGCCAUUAGAGUUCACAAUCCACCCGGUGGACGUUCAAGUGGAAUCUUCUAAACCAAAGGAUAACUUUAUCAUUCAUCUUUAUAAUUUUUAAACCUUGGUCUCUAAUUGGAGGCAAUUAACACCAAAAAAAAAUUCUUUCAAAAUCAAAAAACCAAUUGAUCUUUAACCAAUUUUAAAUGUUACUCUUUUUUUGUCUUUAGAACAAAAAAAAAGUUCAACCAAGUUAAUAUUUCCCUUUCUAAUUCCUUUGUUCUCUCAAAGUCUAAAAUCUUAUUCAACUUAAUUCGCAUUAAAAUCAUGUUUGAUUAUUACACAAAA